AUGUCUUCCGACGAUGCCUACAUGGACUUCCUGAAUAAGUCGAAUGCCGAUCACAGCGCUGGCCAAAAAGCCUCGACGCAAGGGGCCAAUACCCGGACUGUGGAUGAGAGCCUCAAGGUCCCGACUUCGCUGCAGAAGGUUGAGGCAUAUUAUGUCUCGGAGUCGGAUGAACCCUUUGAGCCUGUUGUUUUGCGGUUCAAGGGUGCUGCGAAGGGUGAAUGGCCUAGUGCUGAUGAUCUCUCCUCCCUGAUCUCGCCCGACACCGAUAUCUCAGGGCAGAUCUCGACCCUUGAUACAUCCUCCUUUGAUCCCCGGAACGAGUACAGCAAGGUCCUGCAGGCAGUGAGCAAAGCGGCCGAGGAGAGCAAAUCUGCUGAUAUCAAGGUUUAUCGUGUUGAGCGCAGUAGUACUACUGUGGAGUACUUUGUCCUGGCACUGGAUUCGGCUGAUGGGGGUCGAAUUGUUGGGCUGUUUGCCAAGAGUGUUGAGACUUGA
Penicillium pulvis is the source of this 495-nucleotide messenger RNA. RefSeq lists its product as uncharacterized. The coding region runs from base 1 to 495 and encodes 164 amino acids. Lineage: Eukaryota; Fungi; Ascomycota; Eurotiomycetes; Eurotiales; Aspergillaceae. The record is from RefSeq and is a predicted model, not a curated record. The transcript has 2 exons.